Onychomys torridus (southern grasshopper mouse) is the source of this 3312-nucleotide messenger RNA. It is a transcript of the gene Syde1, whose product is annotated as synapse defective Rho GTPase homolog 1. Gene Ontology annotation, biological process: signal transduction. NCBI's taxonomy places the organism in Eukaryota, Metazoa, Chordata, Mammalia, Rodentia, Cricetidae. The transcript is spliced from 8 exons. The record is from RefSeq and is a predicted model, not a curated record. The coding region runs from base 34 to 2340 and encodes 768 amino acids.
AAAAAAAAAAAGUUAAGGCCAAGCAUUCCCGGAAUGCGCUUCCUGCUGGCGCGGGCCGGGGGGCGGGCAGGCCGGGCCGGGCGGGGCGGACGGCCGCAGCCCCGGGGCGCGCACUCGCCGGGCCGCGGCCCCAGCAUGGCCGAGCCGCUGCUCAGGAAGACCUUCUCCCGCCUGCGGGGACGGGAGAAACUUCCCCGGAAAAAGUCAGAUGCGAAGGAGCGCGGCCGCCCAGCCCAGCGCUCAGAGCCCAGCCCCCCAGAACCAGCGCCUCAGAUCACUGAAGAGUCCCAGGCUGGAGCAGAGGGUCCUCCCAGCCCCGAAGCACCUCGGAACCCUGCUCGGGGAGCCUACCUGCAAAGCCUGGAGCCCAGCAGCCGCCGGUGGGUGCUAGGUGGGGCCAAGCCACCAGAGGAGAUAUCUUUGGGGCCUGGGACACCUAGCAGUGGGGAGCCUGCUGGUGAGAUUUGGUACAACCCCAUCCCUGAAGAAGACCCCAGACCACCAGCACCUGAGCCCUCGGGAUCAAAGCCAGCCUCCUCUGAUCCAGAAGGCUCAGUCAUCCAAGGCGCAGUCCCUACCAGCCCUGCUACCAAAACCUCCCGUACCAAGUCCCCAGGUCCUGCCAGGCGCCUUUCUAUGAAGAUGAAGAAGCUGCCAGAGCUGCGGCGCCGCCUGAGCCUAAGAGGUUCCCGCACUGGCCGGGAACGAGAGAGGACAGCCCCAGCAGGCUCUGUCAUCAGCCGCUACCACCUGGACAGCAGCGUGGGGACUCCUGGGCAGGCAUCAGUGGCCGGAGGCAGUAGGAGCCCAAGGGGUGGGUACCUCAGUGAUGGUGAUUCACCAGAGCGUCCUGGGGGACCACCAUCACCCACUGCCUUCCGGCCAUAUGAGGUGGGCCCAUCAGCUCGAGCGCCUCCAGCUGCACUCUGGGGGCGUCUUAGCCUGCACCUGUAUGGGCUAGGGGGUCUGCGGCCAACUCCGGGGGCCACUCCUCGAGAUCUCUGCUGCCUUCUUCAAGUGGACGGGGUAGCUCGGGCCCGCACAGGGCCACUUCGAGGUGGACCAGACUUCCUGAGGCUGGACCACACCUUCCACCUGGAGCUGGAGGCUGCUCAGCUCCUGCGGGCCCUGGUACUUGCAUGGGACCCUGGUGUGAGGCGGCACCGACCCUGCGCCCAGGGCACUGUGUUACUGCCAACCAUCUUUCGAGGGUGCCAGGCCCAACAACUGGCCGUUCGUCUGGAACCCCAGGGACUUCUUUAUGCCAAGCUCACACUGUCGGAACAGCAAGAAGUCCCUGCCGCAGUGGAGCCCCGUGUCUUCGGGCUCCCCCUGCAGCUACUGGUAGAACGUGAACAGUCCCCAGGCCAAGUGCCUCUUAUCAUCCGAAAGUGUGUGGGGCAGAUCGAAUGCCGAGGGCUGAGGGUAGUGGGGCUGUACCGCCUGUGCGGCUCGGCAGCAGUGAAGAAAGAGCUUCGCGAUGCCUUUGAGCAGGACAGCGCAGCUGUGUGCCUCUCUGAAGAUGUGUACCCUGAUAUCAAUGUCAUCACAGGCAUCCUCAAGGAUUAUCUUCGAGAACUGCCCACUCCACUCAUCACCCAGCCCCUCUAUCAGGUGGUGCUAGAAGCCAUGGCCCAAGGACACCCAAGCAGGGCUUCCCUGGGUCCUGAGGGCACCAGAGGGCUCCUCAGCUGCCUGCCAGAUGUGGAAAGAGCCACACUGACGCUUCUCCUGGACCACCUGCGCCUCGUUUCCUCCUUCCACACCCACAACCGCAUGACCCCGCAGAACUUGGCAGUGUGCUUCGGACCUGUGCUGCUGCCAGCGAGACAGACACCCGCUCGGCCGCGGCUCCGUAGCUCAGGCCCAGGUGUAACCAGUGCUGUGGACUUCAAGCGCCACAUCGAAGUCCUGCAUUACCUGCUACAAUCUUGGCCAGAUACCCGCCGGCCCCCAGAGGCCCUGGACGUCGCACCUUAUCUGCGGCCCAAACGACAGCCGCCGCUGCACUUGCCACUGGUGGGCCCCGAAGUGGUGACUCGGCCUCGAGGUCGCGGGGGCCCUGAAAGUCCCCCAAGCAACCGCUAUGCUGGCGACUGGAGCGUGUGUGGAAGAGACUUACUGCCGCGAGGGCGGGACUUCCUGUCCGGGCCUGACUAUGACCACGUGACAGGCAGCGACAGUGAAGAAGAUGAUGAGACCGGAGAGCAGAGGGGCACUACUGACUUCGAAGAUGAGUUUGAUGCACCGUUCAAUCCACACCUGAAUCUCAAAGACUUUGAUGCUCUCAUCCUGGAUCUGGAAAGAGAACUCUCCAAGCAGAUCAAUGUGUGCCUCUGAGCCCUUGAAGCAGGUGCUGGACUCUGGCUGAUAAGGAACUGCUUCCUGGUUGCUAAGGACCAGGUUCUGGUUACUGGUGACUGGAUUCCCAGUUACUAAAGCAGUGCCCUGAUGACCUAGAAGGACCUGACCAGAGUUGCUCAGGCUGAGCUCCUGGUUGCUAGGGAGUUGUCAAGGGACCAGCCUCCUGUGCGAAGAAUCAUUCCCAGCUUCUAGUGCCAGUGUUUGCGCCCUAGUUGCAAAGACCAGGCUCUUGGCAUUUUAAGCACUGAUGCCAUGGCCCCUCUCCUGAGCACCAGGGCUCCUCUUGCUGCCAGAGACAGUUCUGCUUGCUAGACUGGCCUCUCUUGCCUCCCCUUUGUAGGGGACACAAAUUACUGUGAGCAUCACCCUGGGGUGCUGAGACAUCCCUAGUCAACCCUCUUGCUGCUUCCAACCAAACCAGUAUUAGCAUUGAGCACUACACUCUGUCUCCCCCUCCCCUGAAGUAUCUAAGGACAAUCAUGAGGUUCUAUUUAAGGGACACAGCCCCGGGUUUGGCCUCCAUCUGUGAAGGGACGGCUUGGACCUAUAGCAAAACAGCUGAUUUCCCCCAACUUCUAGGCAAGACCCCCCAAGAUGAACCUCCAACCAGCAAAUGGGGACAGAGUCUGACCCUUCCUUUCCCCAGCAGCCCUUUCCCAAAACCCCUGAAAAACUGAGCACUUAGCCCCUCCCCUUUGGAGGGACCCCACCUGAGGUAUCAGGCUGGGGGCACUUUGGUACGGAAAAUAUUUAUUGCCUCCAUGCAUGUGUGUGUCUGUGUGAGGACUCGUGUGCACUGGCCUGUCUGGAGUGGGAUAGUAUUUGCCAUCCCUAGGUACCCCAAACCCCCAGUGAUCAAGUGGGAGAAUUAGGUCCCCUUCCAGUCUCCCGCUUCUUUCCACUACUUCCAUCUUUGUGGACAACAAAUAAACCAGUAUACACAUGUUA